Metopolophium dirhodum (rose-grain aphid) is the source of this 366-nucleotide messenger RNA. RefSeq lists its product as uncharacterized. The record is from RefSeq and is a predicted model, not a curated record. The transcript has a single exon. NCBI's taxonomy places the organism in Eukaryota, Metazoa, Arthropoda, Insecta, Hemiptera, Aphididae. Gene Ontology annotation, biological process: protein deubiquitination. Gene Ontology annotation, molecular function: cysteine-type deubiquitinase activity. The coding region runs from base 1 to 366 and encodes 121 amino acids.
AUGGAAUAUCAUUUAAUUCCAAUACCAGGCGAUGGAAAUUGUUUAUUUCGUUCCGUGUCACAUUUAAUAUUCGGCACGCAAGAAGAACAUCGAAAUAUUCGAUUAAGAGUGGUUAACUUGGUGGUAAAUAAUUGGGAUGUGUACAAAGAAUUUGUCAUUGGUGAUCUUUCGUAUAGACUGCCUAUUUAUAAUUCUAAUGAUUACGAACAAUUGAUGAGCCUAGAUGGCGAGUAUGCUGGUCACGUCGAACUUGAAUGCAUUAGUCGACUUUAUUCAAAUCAUACAUUUCGUGUGUAUAGAUCUAAUGAUCUUAAUGCAUUUGUAGAUUAUGGUUCUGGUGUUAGUGGUGUUACAAUGUUUAAUUAA